Messenger RNA from Penicillium psychrosexuale, 375 nucleotides. RefSeq lists its product as uncharacterized. The record is from RefSeq and is a predicted model, not a curated record. Bases 1 to 375 code for a protein of 124 amino acids. Lineage: Eukaryota; Fungi; Ascomycota; Eurotiomycetes; Eurotiales; Aspergillaceae. The transcript is spliced from 3 exons.
AUGAGUCUGGAUUUCAGACCUACCUCUGACACAGAUGAGAUCCACGAACUACUGAACAUACCCCAGACCACCAAUGAAGCUUGCGGGUGUUAUCAACAGGUGCUUGAUUUGUUUGUGCUUCAGCAGAAGACCCGAACAGCACUCUCCAGUAGCCAAUGCUCUCAUAAUCUCCUGAUUUUGUACCCCCAGCGGCUGUGGAUUCACGGCAAGUUCACAAGAGAUGCAUGGAUAAACUCCGAAAUGCUCAGUAUGCAGUAUGCAGUCAGCUAUGAAGCAUUACAUGGUAAUGCGCGCAGCGUCAAGCCAGGCAUCGAGAAAAGACAGCGCGAAGCACCAUCUAACCGACACAAGAAAUACAAGAGCAUGAUGCAAUAG